Acanthochromis polyacanthus (spiny chromis) is the source of this 5072-nucleotide messenger RNA. RefSeq names its product up-regulator of cell proliferation-like. The record is from RefSeq and is a predicted model, not a curated record. Gene Ontology annotation, molecular function: GTP binding. The coding region runs from base 103 to 4788 and encodes 1561 amino acids. NCBI's taxonomy places the organism in Eukaryota, Metazoa, Chordata, Actinopteri, Pomacentridae. The transcript has 3 exons.
UCUAGGGGUUUGAAGCACUGAGGAGUUGAAGAAAGAGUCAUGUCAUGUCUACACUAAACACAGAAGGACAAGAGCAGGUCUUCAAGUUAAGGGAAAAGUGGGAUGGCCUCUGCAAUGAACACAGACGAACAAGGGCUUGCAGCCCUGUUGAAUUUUCUCUCGAAAACGGGACUGGAGGAAUUCUAUCCCAACAAACUCACUCUUCAAUCUCUUUUGGAGAUCAACAAAAACAGUGUAUAUGAAAAAGCUGUUUCAUCGUUGAAAGAUCUACCUUGGUGUUUUCUCAGAAAUCUUGUUAAAAUCAAUGCUGAAUGUAGGAACUGUACACAAAUAUCAGCCAAUCAUGGGGAAGACACUGAAGAUCUUGACUUUGACCUUUAUACUGCAGAUGACUCUGACAAUAAGGUCAAUGUUCAUGAUCUCAUUGUGGCACUCUUUCAUUGUGCUGACAGCUUCUUGCAACAGGAAAUGUCCCUGAAGAUGUCCAUGUGCCAAUUUUCUGUCCCACUGCUGUUGCCCUAUGGAAAUAAGAGUCAGUGCAGCCUGAUGCUUUGGGCUCUGAGAGAUAUCGUAAAAGAGUGGCGUCCACACGAUCUGUCUGAAUCAAGAGGUUUUGUUGAAGAAAACAUUGUCCAAGCAAAUAUACCAUUCUAUUCAUUUGUGAGGCUGAAAAACUGCAGCUUAUCAAAAUCUCAGAUUUUGAAUCAGGUUCUCAGUCGUGGGCAGCAGAACCACAAUAUCUUCAUACACAGAGAUAUGGAAGGAGGAACACUUCAGAGAGAAAUAGCCAAUGGAUUGGUAGAAGUUUGCUGGUACCUUCCCUGUGGGAGAGAAAAUCUUGAUAUAUUUCCAGAGCCGGUCGCCUUCGCCAAUUUGCGAGGAGACGUUUGUGAGUCACUCACACAAUUCAACUUUCUUUUCCAAGUGUCAACUGCUACCUUUGUGUUUCUGGACAAAAUUGAAGAAAACGAGCAGGAGGUUCUUGCCUCUCUGCAAAAUGUGAAAUCAAAACUCGUCUUGAUCAUUAAUCGCAGAGAGAAAGGUGCCACAGAGGACAUGAUGUCUGUCAAGAAAACAAUGGAAAAAUUAGACUUGCCAAAGAGUAGUGCAAAAACCAAAGACCCAAGGGUUAAUGGAGCAGAGUUUUCAAAGAAACUUUGUGCUGCCAUCAAGGCAUCUCUCUUAGAAGUCAAAACUACAAUAAGCAUUGUAAAUAUGCUUGACAAAGCUUCUGAACUCGGUCUGUCAGUGGACGAAAGCAAAACUGACAAACAAAGAAAAACAGCUGAUGGGCUCAAAGAUGGCAUUGGAGUCCGAAAUGUCCCUCAGUACAAGAAUCAGCAACUUCCUCUGCAAGGUGAUAAUUGGAAAAGGUUAUCACAAUUAGAGAAGGAGGUGUGUAGAUUGAAGAAACCUGGUGAGGAUUUUAAAUCUCAGCUUGAGGAAGAAAUAAAAGAUAUCAAGAAGAAACAAAGACAAUACAAAAUGUCCAAAGCAAUGAAGACUUUCAUUGAGAAUUUAUCUACAAGAGACAAAGAAAACAGAAAUGUAUUUCUUAAGUGGAUGAAAUUAAACCUUGACACAUAUUCAAGGAACAAACUGUGUAGACUGCGCAACGAAUUCAAGGAGAGGUGCAAGAAAAAAGAAGUAAAACUCAUUGCAGAGUUAGAUCAAGCUUUGCUGGAGAGCUCGUUGGGAAUAGAGCAUUACAUGAGAGAGAUGGGACUGAUCUAUGAGGUUUACUGGCAGUCACAAGAAGUUGUUGGUGAAAUGUCUCAUCUGGCAGGUUUGGCUGCUGAAAUGCUGUUGGAUGGAUAUCCUUUAGAGCUCUUGGAUGGAGAUGCUUCCAAUAUCCCACAGAGAUGGGUCACAGAUGUGCUGAUGGAGCUCCACAAGAAGGUUGAAGAGAGGAGCAGAUUGUUGGUACUGACUGUGUUGGGGGUUCAAAGUUCAGGGAAGUCAACGCUCCUCAACACCAUGUUUGGUGUGCAGUUUCCUAUCAGCAGUGGCAGAUGCACAAGAGGAGCUUAUAUGGUCUUCCUUCCAGUGGGACAAGAUUUGAAACAAGAACUCAAUUAUGACUUUGUAGUUCUCAUUGACACAGAGGGUUUAAAAUCUCCUGAUCUGGCACAACUAGAGGACAGUUAUGAACAUGACAACCAGUUGGCAACCUUUGUCAUUGGCUUGAGUGAUGUCACCAUCAUCAACAUUGCAAUGGAGAAUGCAAAUGAAAUGAAGGAUGUCUUGCAAAUCACAGCUCAUGCAUUCUUGAGAAUGAAGCAAAUUGGGAAAAAGCCAGUUUGUCAUUUUGUCCACCAAAAUGUUGCAGGAGUCUCAGCUCAUUCCAAGUGCAUGACAGAAAGACAACAUCUCUUGGACCAACUCAAUGAAAUGACUCAAAUUGCAGCUGAAAUGGAUAGACACCCUUCGAUAAAAGCAUUCACAGACGUGCUGGACUAUGACAUAGAAAAAAACAACUGGAACAUCCCAGGACUCUGGCAUGGAACCCCUCCGAUGGCACCGGUGAACACAGGUUACAGUGAAGCUGUGGCAGAUUUCAAGAAAAAUCUUUUGGAGUCAAUGAAAAGUGACGGAGGCAAUGACCCUGCACAGAUCCCAGAGUUUCUAGAGUGGGUGAAAAGUCUCUGGAAGGCAGUGAAGUACGAGAACUUCAUCUUUAGUUUCAGAAAUGUUCUUGUGGCUCGAACAUAUGACAACCUUUGCAAAGACUUCACUCAGUGGGAAUGGGAGUUCAGAAAAGAGAUUCUCUCCUGGCAGACAGACGCAGAGAUAGAAAUCAAAAAUGCUGACAAUGAAGCUGAAGAGGAAACUUGGAAAGGACUGGUUGCAUCGAAAAAAAUUGAAGUGUUCCAAAAAAUCACAGAUCAGCGAACACUAAUGAAGGACAAACUUCAGCAAUACUACAAAAGGAAAGACAAACACAUAAAUCUGAUAGAGAAAUACAAAGCUGACUUUUAUAACAGUAUCAGUGGUCUUGCAACUGAAAUCGAACAAUCUGUGACUACUAAGCUAGACUGCAUCCUUAAACUUAAAAUAACUACCAAGAAAGCUCAGGACAUACAAAAGAAAUGUAGAGGUGACAUUGAGGAAAAGGUCAUGAAGCUCUUGAGUGACUGUAAAAACUCCAAACUGUCUGAUGAACAGCUAGCGUGUGAGUUUGAAAAGAUGUGGGCUAAAGCAACUGCAGAGUUGCCAAUUUCUGGCCUGAAAGAGCAAGACAUUGCUGGAAGUGUCCUGAAGCAAUUGAGAAAAAAUUUCUCAAACCAGAAUGUCAAUGAGGAAUUACACAGCAUUGACUUAAAGGAAACUGGGAGGGUUCCAUUUAAAGUCAGUGGGGACCAUAUGGACUCAUGGUUUAAAAAGUAUAUGUUCAAAGGAGCUUUGCAGAGCUUUACAGAUCAUGUCAUUGAGUCUUGCACACAGUUUGUAUUUGAUAAAGUCAAGACAACUGGAGAUUACCAUGACUCUUUCACAAGAGAUCUUCUAGAGAAAAUUGAUGAAUUCCUGAAAGACAAUUACAAGCAACACAAAACAAACACUAAGUAUGAGAUUGACCUCAAACUUCAUAUAUGCGGGAUUGCCACAAGGGAGUUCCUGAACAUGCACAGAAAAUAUCUGUCAGAAAACGAUCCCAAAACUCAGUUGAAGAAGUACAAGACUCAGUACUUGUCAGACUUCCUCGAUUUGUACAAACAGAGAGAUGACUGUCAGCGCAAAGCAACAGAUUUUGCCAGAUUUUGCAUCAAACCUGCUAUGGAAGACUACAUCAACAGAUCUCUGGGAAUAGACAUUGUGGAAGAAAUUUUGACAAGCAGCCAUUCAGCACAGUACAGCUCCCGCUCCUUCUUCCAAUACAACAUUCAGCAAGAGUUACUGCAUAAUGAAGACUUUGACAAGUUUGACAAGUACAUCGGUAACUAUGAAAAAUAUGUGAAGGACUGGAUAUAUCAGCACAUUCUACAAGAAAUGUCUGAAAAUGAGAGUUGGUGCAAAUUGAAGAACAAGAAUCUGCAGAUCAUAGUGAACAAAAUUACAGAAGCAAUAGAACAAGCCUCUAAAGGAGAGAAUGGGGUUCUGCUGCCAGAUGACACAGAGAGCAUCACAGAGCUCAUCAGCAACAUGCGCAAAUAUCUGAUUAAAGACGUCUCACUUUCAGUGGAGGAUGAGAAAUCCACCCUUUUUCAAAUCCAAAGCUCAUGCCAUCCAUUUAUUGACAGCCUCAAGGACACAAUAGAGGACUUAAGUGGACAGCUUCAGGAGGAAUUCUCAAACCCUGGUGAUGUCAUCAAGACUCUUGCCAAACUUCCAAUCAAACCACAGGAUGAGCUCUUUAACCGAGUGUUUGGUUGUGGACAACUAUGUCCAUUUUGUAAAGUUCCCUGUGAGGCUGGAGGCAAAGAACACAAGAAGCAUCACGCAGCUUUACAUCGACCACAAGGUCUGGGGGGAUACUCCGAUCUUGACAGUAGUAAACUGGUUGAUGCACUGUGCACCACUGAUGUGCACAGUGAAAAGACUUUCAGAAAUACAGUCACUAAAUCUCAAUGGCAUCCUUACAAAGAGUACACCACAUACUAUCCAGAUUGGCACAUUCCUCCAGAUCCCACCAUAGAAGCAUCUGACUACUGGAAGUAUGUCCUGGUAAAGUAUAAUGACAGAUUUGCUGAAAAAUAUAAAGUAAAGCCAGCUGAUGUUCCAAAUGCCUGGAGGAGGAUCACAAAGGAACAAGCUCUGAAAGGUCUUAGAGAAGCGUUCAACAUAAAGUAAAUAAACUGGAACAAAUAUUUUCAAGUAAAAUGGUGUUUAAACAUGCAAGAUUUUUACCCACAAUUUUUCAGCUAAAAGCUGGGAAUAGUUGUAUCUCAAAUUUGAGAUUUUCUUGUCAUUUGUCUGAUGUAGAAAGUUGUUGUUUUUUUGGGCACAGCGACAUACAUAAACCCUAGUGAUAAAGACAGUGAUGCCAAUGAUGAUGAUGUUGACAUACAGGCCAUGUGAAACUUUCUAAAAAUUCAUUUUUUAUUAUUCUUUUUAUCAUUUUAUUUCGAACAUGU